Messenger RNA from Salarias fasciatus (jewelled blenny), 2029 nucleotides. It is a transcript of the gene lrrc49, whose product is annotated as leucine rich repeat containing 49. Gene Ontology annotation, biological process: mRNA splicing, via spliceosome. The record is from RefSeq and is a predicted model, not a curated record. Gene Ontology annotation, molecular function: U2 snRNA binding. NCBI's taxonomy places the organism in Eukaryota, Metazoa, Chordata, Actinopteri, Blenniiformes, Blenniidae.
AUGCAGGGAGCAGGUCUCGAUCAGCUAGCCUGCCUGCGAGAGUCGGCCACCCUUUCUGAGCUCACCCUGGAUGGGAAUCCUGCAGCCCUGGAGACAUGGUACAAGCAGGCCGUCCUGCGCUGUGUGCUUCAUCUGAGACAGCUGGACAUGAAGCGCAUCACAGACGAGGAUCGGCGCAUGGCAGGUGUACAGCCUCGAAAAGAGGAGGAGAAGAAGAGGGAGAGUCACAAGCAGACCAUUCAUAAGGAGAAGCGGCGCCUUGCUAUCCGUAAUGCCGCGCAGCAGUGGGAGGGUGUCAGGGCCUGCCUGGAGCUGCCGCCGACGAAUGGCUCGAGAGAAGAAGUGAGUCCGGAGAACAGUCCCGCUCACAGCCCCGCCCAGACCAACGGCCUGGCGCAGGAGCCUUCCCCAGAUGAACCCAGGCGGGUAAGCCCCGGCUCAGGACCAGAGAAACCGUCCUCGGGAACAGAGAGGCUCCGCAACAACAGCCGUCCGAACAGCCCUCGAGAUCCCAAGCUCGUGGAGACGGGGAGUGGCAGCGUGCAGAGCUUGUCCUUGUCCGACAGUCACCUGGCGGAGCUGGAUGGAGACACCCUGCGUCUCUUCGGGCUGGGAGCCCUGGAGGCCCUGGAGAGGGGCUGGGGCGUUCAGACCGCCGGCGCCGUCACUGUAAUCACCUUCCGCUACAUCAACUUUGACGCCAUCGUACCAACACUGCCGCGAAUCAGGGUCAAGUUCCCAAAUCUAUCGCACAUGAUCUUCUUGGAAACCAACAUCAGCCGCCUGCCACAGCUCGCAGCCUUGGCUCAGGUGAGGCGUCUGGACCAGCUCACCAUCCACCCCGAGGGCAACCCAGUGGUCAGCCUGGCGCUGUGGCGCUCCUUCGUCAUCUACCGGCUGAACCACUUCAACCUGCAGAGGAUCAACGGCCAGGAGGUGACCAUGAACGAUGUGAUCGCAGCAGAGCGGGUCUUUGGGACUCUGGGUCACAUAGCAGCCACUGAAACUCCUCGUUGCCGGCUCCUGCUGCUGCUGGAGGAGUCCAGGAAGCGGCAGCUGCAGUUCCUGUUGGAGGGACGCGGCCGGCGGGCGGGGCUGAGUCCAGAGGAGCUGCGGGACAACGGGAAGCUCUUCGGGGAAGGUCUAAGCAGAGCGUUGUUCAACUACCCAAGCAGAGAUUGUAGUACAGACAGCCCCGAGGAGGGCACUGUGGAGUCGUCGGAGCGUGCGGCCAUGAUCGAGCAGUACCUGCAGGAGCUGGUCCAGAGGGCGUCGGACACCAACCUGAAGGGCGAGGCGCUUCACAAGCUGUGGCCCUCCAUGUUCGCGGAGAUGGUGAAGGACUGUGUGCUGGAGAUGAGGGACCGAGCGGCCUUCCGCCAAGCCAGCCUGGCGAAGCUCUCUGAGACCAAGUGAAAAAAGGACCAAAGGAUCCCACUAUUAGGCUAGUCACACACACAUAAACACACACACACACACUCACAUGUGGACAUAUUCAUCUUGCUUCAUCUCACACUCCUUCCAUGACACAUAAUCACUUAGUGAUUUAAUUCUAGAGUUUUUAAAGGCUUGGGAAAGUGAAGCGUGUGUUCUCCAGCCUGUUGGAACAUGUGUCUUCACACCGACGUGCGCUAUUUAAGCAUGUCUAAAGGAACUGUCAUGACAAAGGCAUCUCGACUGAAUGUAGAUUUUUGCUGAAAAAUUCACAGGUUGAUCCGUCAGAGCUUUGGACCUGAUUCAUACUUGAAGAAAGUAAAAAGAGACUCACCAACUUACAGUGCAUUGUGGGUCCUUACGGAGCAUCCUGUGCACUUUAAAAGCCUUCUGAACGACCUCUGUGCAUCAAUACCGUCUCCUGCUGAAAAUGACCAGUGUCUCUUUAUUUGAGACCAGAAUGAUUUUUCUGUCUCAUGCAUCGCUCUCUCACUUCCUCUGGCCUGACAUGAAAGCAAGGGCACACACACAAGGAUGAUGUUUUCUUUGUUUACCACUGAUUUUCUGUAUUAGUAUUAAAAAUAUUCUGCAUUCA